Molecule: messenger RNA, 444 nt
Organism: Exophiala aquamarina CBS 119918
Lineage: Eukaryota; Fungi; Ascomycota; Eurotiomycetes; Chaetothyriales; Herpotrichiellaceae
Exons: 3
Coding region: 1-444 (147 amino acids)
Molecular function (GO): oxidoreductase activity, acting on the CH-OH group of donors, NAD or NADP as acceptor
Source: RefSeq, a predicted model, not a curated record
AUGGCCGAUGAAAGCCUCGACUACACUAUUCCCUUCCAACCGACCAAGACCAUCAGACGCGAUCCCUAUGAUUCCAUAUCACCAACAAAUCCCGAGCUCUCAGCAGCAGAGAAAGUGAUUAUCAUCACUGGUGGUGGGACAGACUUAGGUGCGGCCGCAGCCGAAGUCUGGGCAAGAGCCAGCGCUGAAGGCGUCGUUGUCGCUGGUCGACGCCUCAACAAACUACAAGAGACUGUUGCCGAUCUCGCCAAGGACACGGACGUUGGAAAGCUUUUCACUGAAACGAUUAGAACCUUUGGUCGCUCUCCUGAUGUCGUCAUGGCCAAUGCUGCCGUUGUUGCAGACGAGGCCAACGUCGGCGACUUUAGUCCUAAUAAUUGGUGGGAUUCCAUGGUAGGCAGCGGUUCCAUCAGCGAUGUGAAUGCUGUUAUUUUCGGAGAAUAG